This is a messenger RNA of Conger conger (European conger), 6248 nucleotides long. It is a transcript of the gene amer1, whose product is annotated as APC membrane recruitment protein 1. The transcript has 2 exons. Gene Ontology annotation, biological process: regulation of canonical Wnt signaling pathway. Gene Ontology annotation, molecular function: phosphatidylinositol-4,5-bisphosphate binding; beta-catenin binding. Bases 223 to 3600 code for a protein of 1125 amino acids. The record is from RefSeq and is a predicted model, not a curated record. Lineage: Eukaryota; Metazoa; Chordata; Actinopteri; Anguilliformes; Congridae. Gene Ontology annotation, cellular component: plasma membrane.
GUCACCGAGUUGCAUUACCUAAACAGAAGGCUGAAUCUGCAGAACAAAGUGGAUCUGAUUGAGCCGGUACAACUUAGUAGCGUUUAAACAUUUUGGUUCCACCUUAAGGGAUAUUGCUGAUAAGAAGAAAUGAUGUCAUCUUGUGGUUUCGAAGGAGACCCCGACAGCAGUGUUUUCAGCCAUGUUCACUCUUGAGCGCAUCCUCCAAUAGACAGCGUUGCCAUGGAGCCGAGCAGAGGAAGUGAGCUGGCAAGUAAAACAAAGCCUUUGUCUGAUGGCUGUGAGGAGACAGCUAGGGGGAGCGAGGCCCUGCAGCCUGCAGCGGAGCCUCCGUCCGAGUCCCCUGAAUCAAGUCCUCCUGAGCCGCAGCCACCCGGGAGGCUGAGGAAGACUGCCUUCAAGCUCUUCGGGGGCCGCAAGAGCAUUUGCUCCUUGCCCAGCUUCUUUGGAGGUAAAAACAAAAGCCAAGGGAAGGGGUCUUCCAAAAAGGGAAUAAGCAAGAGCAAAACACAUGACUGCAUCAACAGGUUGGCUUGGGAUGAUGGCAGAGGCGCCGGGUGCGUCACAGCCGGGGACUUUGAGUACCACAGGCAAAAGGGAUCUGUCGGUAAAACCCUGACCAGCUCUGUGAGCGCGCAUUCCAUGAAUGACCCUGGGAAAAGGACAGAUUUUCCCAAAGGGGAGUCAUCCCACACGCUCUCUUUGGAGGCCGGCGAUCACAAACUCUCUGUCGACAAACCCGCUCUGUCCUUACCCCGUUCAAAGAGGGGGUUGAAAGGGCUGUUCAGCAGCAUCCGGCGUCACCGAAAAAGUAAAAAUGUAGAAUCUGAGAAAAGCGAGACAUUUGAAAUGUCUGUUGACAUCUCAAAAGACUUGGUGCCUGCCUGUCAGCCAGGCAUUGAUCAGCCUGAUUCCAAACAUGUGGAUAGUUUAGCAGAACCCAAUGUGCCUGUAUUAAAGGUCAAAGAUGGUUUUAUCAUUACCCAUGAAUGUAUUAAGGAUAAAGCUUUAUCUGAAAAUGAUAUUGCCCUAAUCAAAGGGGACAGUGAACAUUUGAAGCAAGGUUGGAUUUUGAGAGAAGCAGUCAGCGAUGUGGAGCAGCGGACUGGAAUCCUGAAGGCAAACAAUGAAGCUCUUUGCUCGAACUCCGAGUUCACAUAUCCACCCAGCAUGAAACUAGGCUGCACGGAUAACGACCAGCCUUCUCUUCACUCCUCGGAUCAGCUCAACUACAUUUUUGGGGAUGUGGCUUCCUUGAAGAGUUUUGACUCGCUCACUGGCUGUGGAGACAUCAUCGCAGACCAAGAUGAUGACAGUGUUGCUGAAAGCACCGUCUCAGGGGAAAGGAGUCGUAAUGCUGGAAAAAGGAGCUCUUGCUAUGUCACUUACCAGGGUGGUGGGGAAGAAAUGGCCACCCCGAACGAGGUUGAUGGUGAUUAUCUCCAGGGCUUGUGGGAAGAUGAAGGUAAAGCAGAUGUUUGCUACACCGCCAGCCAACAGUCAGAUCUUACGGAGCAAGGUGGGUGCCUAACAGCAGGUAUGGUCUCUUCUGAGAUGGAAGUUACCAGAAGUUCCACCUUCCCUCGUGCUGUUGUGGAUGGUUGCCUCACACCUGGGGAUGCACUGACCCCCCAAAGUGACCAGCAGGAGUCGGUCCCCAACAGCGAUGAGGGUUACUACGAUUCCACCACCCCAGGGCCUGAUGAGGACGGAGACAGAGUUGGCGGGUUAGGAAGUGAGAGACUGCCGAGGGAUAGUUACAGUGGCGAUGCACUUUACGAGUUGUUUGAGGCAGAUGACAGUCUUAUGAGUCCCUCCCUUCAACACGAGUCCUCCUUAGAGACACAGCCACCUACCCCAGAUCCAUUGGAAUUUUUGGGGGUCACGCUGGAGAGCAGUGACGCGAAAUUACACCCUGCUUUCAGUCACAAAACGGGUCUGAUGGAAACUGAGGAGGCCCGUUUAACAAAAAUCCAACGGGACCUUCUCUGCUGCGAACUGCAAAGCAUGCAGAAAGCACCAAAGGAGUCCAUUGUGUUGGGAAAGGGCAGAUUCUACCCUGAAAAAAGCCUUACUGAGUGUGUCCCCAAACUUAAAAAACAGCAUCAACUCAGUCUCAAAGAAGAUCGGGUUAUUUCACAAUCAGAAAGCCAAAAAGGAAAAAACGGCAUGCAACAGAGAGCACACAGUCUUGAAGGAAGUCCAGCAGAGGCUGCCCCUUGCAAUGGAGGGAGCAGUCAGAAGAAGCAUGACAAAGCUCUGCACAUAGAUGCUGUUGAAGCAGUUUGCGGCACAUGUAUCUCCAAGACGUCACAACCAUUACAAGAGUAUGAGGAACAAGGCGAGCAAAGGGCCAUUUUGAUUGAGAACAAAAAUGUAUGCUCAAGCAAAGAAGAGCCUGAAGCAGAGCACAACCAUACUGUUUGCUUUUCCCAAGCCUUGGUGGAUUUCACGAAGCAUUCCCAGCUCUUCAGCAGUUUGUCCGAUGGUCUGGAAGGUUCAGAGUCCAGCUCUUCUUUUGCCCAGAAUUUAGAUUCACUUCCAGCUAUGGUCACAUUUGACAUUGUGGACAUGGAGGAUGAUGGAGAAUGCAAUCGCCAAAUAAACAUGGUGACGGACGAGGAUAUUGUGUCACCCCAUGAAGCUUUUGAUGAAAGCUACCUGCAGAAGGAUGCUUUUGCUGAAUGUGAUAAAAUGUUUGACUUCUAUGACCAGGCUAUGUUUCUCGGGAACACCUGGGGAGUUGCUAGUCUCCCACGGCACCUUAGCCUCACCAGGGUCAAUCAACCCAUGCCAGUCCCACUGUCUUUAAAUAGGAGAAGCAGGUCCCUGGACACUGACAGUCUGGAGUUUGAGCUGGGUGGCAUGUAUCUAGGACAGUCCAAGGUUAGUCCCUCUCCGAUUCUACCCCAGAGAAUGGAGAGGGACACCAAGCGGGCAUCAUCCCUCCACAGCAGACGGACCGGGCACUCAGCUGGCUCAGAGAUAACCAGAAACCUCACGGCUGCAUCACGGCAACAAGAGCCUGUCGUGUCCUUUCCACUUUCUCCAGCAGAUGGGAGGAGAGUGUGCCAGGGGCAGGGUCUCGUUCCUGCUCGGAAGGAAAGACCAAAGCCAACAUGUGGCCUCACAGGACCACUUGAGGCUGAGCCAGAUAAUCGCACUCCCAGCCGUAAACCCAGAACCUCGAUUUCAAAGCCUGAGGUGGAAGACUGUGGGGCCUGUAAUCCUACACCACAGAGCCCCGGGCACUUGACUAGACCGUCCCAUCUGCCCUUGAGGUCUGGAGACUGUGGCUCUCAACCCCAGCACACUUUAACCGGGGGAUCCAGAGAGAGCUCGUGUGACAGAACCCAUCAUGCCUCAGAUGACCGGAGUGCGUUGUACUUCGUGAAUUAUGCCUCAACACAGUACUCUGAAUCGUCCAAUCUGCAUGCUAAGGUCAAACCCAUAGGGGUCACCCAGGGGAUGCCUCAUUUUCACUCUGACACUAGUGGCGCAUCAAAAGCAGCCAUCUUUCAGGAACACCGAGAACUUGUUAAAGGAAGAAAAGUGGUUGAUGGGGCAUUGUCUGCUGAAUGUAACAAACACACUACGUAGUCUGCACCCUCUGAACACAAGGCUUUUAGUAUUUUUAGUUAAAUUUGUAUGUAGCCAAUUUUGUCAUCUCACAUGCCACCAAAGACACCUUGCUGGAUGUUUACUUCACCAAUAACUUAAUUGCUGGCCUAGUAGCUUUCUUUUUAUCCUAUACAGUAUAUGGCAAAAAUGUGACACUUUUGUAUGUAGUUUGUGAAUGCUGCCAGCUCACCUCAUGAACUUAAAAAUUAUAUCUCAAAACCUAAUCAUGAGGUGCCAUGCUGCAUCGAUCAAAGCUGUUCUGUAGUUAAGCCUCAUAACUCCGUAUCAUGCUCUUUUGUCAAAAUGUAGUUUAAAAUUGUAUAGCUCUAAGAGCUAUAAGAGUUACUUAUUAUUUAUAGAAGUAAGAAAUGUGUUUAGGAAAAAGAAUUUUACUUUUUUUAUAUAUAUAUUUACUUGAUAAGCUAGUAUUUGUUGGAGGAAAAAGGUUUUCCUGGAAAGAAACUUCUCUUUUGCCUCAUUCUGGAAGGUACUGGAAACAUUGUAUAGGAUGAGAGCAUCUGUUUUUCCAAUCUUUAAGAUGACCUGGCUUAAAGUCACAGCCACUAUCUUCUCCACUCUCGGGCACAGAUCAACAGUCAACGCUGCAGGACAUUUGAAAGGAUGUGUCUUGAAAUGGCUCACUGGAUGAAUGGGACUAAGUUCAGUGUGCUCCUCUCACAUGAUAUGGUUCUUAUGUUUGUAUGGUGGCUGCUGGAUGCAUCUUGGUUCUUUACAUUGUUUUUAAUGUUUACAACUAUUCUUUUUUCACAUUGUUCCCCUUUGCAUAGUUUAGCAGUGAGUAUGAUUGGGAAAAGAAAAAAAAAAAAAAGGUCAUUUCCAUGUGUACAUGAGUAUACAAUGCUGUGAAGACGUGCAGCAGGUGGUUUUUGGGCUGUGACCCAAAGUAGGAUCGAAACCUACUAAACUACUGUUUUUUCAUUGCUUUGCUUGUUUGUGAUGGAAUCUUCUGUGCCCAGUAUCAGGGAUGCACACAUACAUAACUAUUUGUGGAUAAUUAAUUUUUUAUGCCACUGUGCUUAGUUUCAGUAUGCUGAAUACAACCGUUGUUGUGCAUUAAAUAUUACUACUAAGCUUCCGUUUAAGCCAGUCAACAUAUAAAUGUGUACCCUAAAUGAGGGGUAAAAAAACCUACAUCUUAAAUGUUUCGAUACCGCUUCCUUGACAAAGUCAUGUGCUGUUUUGUGCCUUGUGUAUAAAUGCUUUGAUGUGUAGCCCAAAGCAUGCAUGACAUUUAGAUGUCAUGUAAAACAUGGCUUACUCUUUCAUAUAAAGUCACAACAUAUUUCCAGAGAGAUGUUAAAUGCUUUCCUGAAAGCCUUUGGCUAGAGACGGCCACAUACAAGUACAAAAUGCAUUCUAAACACAGAUUAAUCUGGAUCUCUAAGCACUUACAAGAAAUCUUUCAAAUCUACCGUUCCAUCCCCCUGUAGUAUCCAUUCCGUUCCAGUGUCAACUGCUGUGGUCCUUAGGCAUAGUUUAACGAAGGCCAGGGAAUUUGUUGAAGCUCCUAAUCCCAAAUUAAAAUGGGGAAAGAAUUUCCCCUCUUGAUGAAAAAAAAAAAAAUGCUUUGAAUAGCUUGCUUCAAAGUCAAUUGUUUGAUAUUGGUGUAUACCACACUUUGGGAUGCUGCUAGAACCUUUCGACACAAUUCAGCAUGUGAUUUCCUAUAACAAAUGGGCAGAUUAGGACAAAAGUUGGUGUGCACUCAAGUGCCUUUUCAAUGUUGUGCUCACAUACGAGUGAAACACUAGCUAUUCCUUUGUUUCGUGUAAAGUGUCCUAUUGUCUUUAAUGCUCAUUGCUCACUGUUGAUGGUGUGUGCUUUGUUUUGUUGUUCACCCUGUCCUGACUCUGAAACUACGUUUGAACAAAGAAUGUGCCCUCGUCUCCUGCCAUCUGAAAUGGAAGGUCCUCAUCCAUAUCAGUCAUUUGUAUUCAUUUUAUUUGUGGUCCUGUUUGACGGACUGCUGCUGAAGCCUGGUCUGUGACCAGCUGUCUGCCUUUUGGUACCAAGUCCUAGUUGGUAACCAAAGAACGCUAGUUCAUACAAUCAUUCGAUGACACUUUUGAAGAGGUAAAACAACCAACCUCAUGUUAAAAAAAGGUUUGAUUCUUGUGAUAUUGUUUCUUCAUUGAAACUUGAAUAUGUUGGUGAUUUGUGAAAUAUAUUGUUACAUUGAAAGUAAAUGGAAAUGGUAGUUUUGAGACUGCAAUUUAAUAUUCACAAAUUUCCUUAAUUCAGUUCUUUAUCAGAUUUACAUUCUCACUUUGAAUUGAGUCACCAUAAAUCAUACUGUCAUGUAUGCAAUUUUCCAGAGUUGAAGUCUACAUUCUUAGUGGAUAUGAAGUGCCAUUGAUCGUGACAGCGUAGUGACAUGAUUCGUAGAGAAACAUCGGUUUUGUUUUAGGUUUCUUUCAUGUUUGUAAUAAUUGUUUUGUUUUAUUUUUAUUUUUUUAAAGAACAUUUUAGUGUAUUGUCUGAAUUAUUUUGUCAUGCUUUGUUCACAAAUGUUUUUCACUUAUGUCUUCUUCUUUGUCUGAUGCUAUUGUGGCGACAGACAUUGUGUUACAAGCUGUCAAAAUAAACUUUAAACAAUGCAUAUGAAA